AUGGUCAAGUGCGCUGCUUGUGGCAAAUUCAUGGCUACUUCAGAUGGCGUUGCGUGUCACAGGUGCUCUGCUAUUCACCACCGCGCAUGCGUGGGUUUGCCUGCCGUCGGACAGGUGGCGCUUACCUGGGUUUGUCCAGAAUGUAAAGCUAAGGAGCCGAGACAAAGUAAUCUGGCCACCCCUGUACGUGGUAUACAUGCGGAUUGCACGUCGAGAAGUGAUGACCUGCUAUCACACAAUAUGUCACUAGACGACACCGCUCACAAUAUUACAGAGGAGUUUACAACUCAGGAAUGGGCACUUGAAUUUAGAUUGUUCCGUACAGAGAUGCAAGCUGCGAGAUCGGAGAUGCAGGUACUUCGACAGGAAAUUACUGAAUUGAAGAACACUAUUAGCCAAUGUAAUAGCAGAAUGGAUUCUAUCGAAGACAGGGUUCUGAGCUUGGAGAAAAGAGUGGAGCAGACAGCUGUUAUCGAUACGACUGGUUUACAAAGUACUAUAGUACAGUUACAGGAAGAGAUUGCUGAAAAAGAAAGAAGCGAGCUUCUCAAUGACGUAGAAAUAUCUGGGGUCCCUGAAUUCGAAGCUGAGUCGGUGGAACAUAUUAUCAUCACGGUGGCUGCCAAAUUGGGUAUAAGCAUGGACGAGCGUGACAUCGUCAGUGCCUCGCGCGUGGGUCUACGACGGGGUACAUCUACCGGCGGUGACGCAACUGAAGGGGUGCCACGCCCGCGCCCGCUUGCCGUCAGACUAACACGACGUCUCCUUCGAGAUCAGCUCCUGCGAGCCGCACGGGUACGCAGACAUGCGUCUACUGCUGAUAUGGGUUUGCCCCAGCAUGAACCGCAGCGCCUAUAUGUCAAUGAACGACUUACAAAAACAAACCGCAGCUUAUUUGGGAGGGCGCGCGAGGCUACCAGGCGACAGAGAUGGCGAUUUGUCUGGACCAGGAAUGGCCGGGUAUAUGUUAGGCGCGAUGUACUUUCUCCUGUUCACACGAUUCGUCAGCAGGCAGAUAUAGAUCGCAUUUUUAGUACCGAUGCCUCACCUGUAUACAUUCAAUAA
Messenger RNA from Achroia grisella, 1065 nucleotides. RefSeq lists its product as uncharacterized. Lineage: Eukaryota; Metazoa; Arthropoda; Insecta; Lepidoptera; Pyralidae. The transcript has a single exon. The record is from RefSeq and is a predicted model, not a curated record. The coding region runs from base 1 to 1065 and encodes 354 amino acids.